AUGGUGCCCGACGCCCUCACCCCCCAUGACCCCCGGGUCACCCACCACUUCACCACCAUCCCCUCAACCUCCCAUACCACCGAGUCCAUAACCUACCACUACCUCCUCGCCAACCCCAACUCAACCUCCUUCUCCAAUGGUCAACCAACCGGCACCGUCCUCCUCCUCCACGGCUGGCCUGACCUCUCCCUCGGCUGGCGCUACCAAGUCCCCUUCCUCCUCUCUCUCGGCCUUCGCGUCAUAAUCCCCGACAUGCUCGGCUACGGCCUCACCUCCUCCCCUGCUUCUCCCACUGAAUACUCCCUGAAGAAACUAUCUUCUCACCUGGCGCAUAUCAUCCGCGAAGUCACCACCACCUCUUCUACUAAAAAGCCAGAGCGGGUGUUACUAGGUGCUCACGACUGGGGCGCCUUCCUCGGCUGGCGGCUAGCCAUUUACUUCCCUCAAUUAAUCAAAGGGAUAUUCGCAUUUUGUAUCCCUUAUACCCCACCGGAAACAAAAGUUACGACGCUGGAGGAACAUGUGAGGAAACAUCCGGAACUGGGGUAUCAGUUGCAGAAUGCGGGAGGGGGUAUAGAGAGGGUUGUUGGUGAAGACAAGAAAAAGUUGAGGGGAUGGUUAAAUGCCAUGUUUGGCGGGUUAAGUGAGGACACGGGGGUCAUGGCUUUUGAUCCGUGGAAGGGGUUGGAUUUGGAUAAGUUGGAGGAGGUGGAGGCUUCGCCUUUGGUUGGGGAGGAGGUUGUGGAUUUUUUAUGGUAUGAGUACUCCCGCAAUGGAAUCCAAGGGCCUAUGAACUGGUAUCGCACACGGGAAAUCAACUUGCAGGAUGAGCUACCGCUGGCUGAGGAGUAUGCUACCUGGCAGUUCCAGGUGCCGGCGAUGAUUGUCAUGGUUGGCCAUGAUCCUGCGCUGCCUCCGACGUUGACUGAUGGUAUGGAGAAGUAUUUUGCGAAGGGGCUGAGGAAGGAGGUUAUUCCUGAGGCGUCGCAUUGGGUAUUGAUUCAUACGCCUGAGGAGGUUAACAAGCUUGUUGGGGAGUUUUUGGAGCAGUUUUUGUGA
Messenger RNA from Sordaria macrospora k-hell, 1059 nucleotides. NCBI's taxonomy places the organism in Eukaryota, Fungi, Ascomycota, Sordariomycetes, Sordariales, Sordariaceae. The record is from RefSeq and is a predicted model, not a curated record.